UUUUGAGGGGCUUACGGGGGUAAUGGCGACAGAUCCAGCUGCGACGCUGCUGUGCGAGUUUCUGGAAGCCGCCGUCCAUCUACUGCUCUCGAUUCGUGGAUUAUACUCUCCAGAAGUUUUCGAGCGGCGGCGCUACAUGAAUUGUCUCAUUCACUGGGCUCGCCAUCCCGGGCUUCAGCAAUACAUCCAUGACGUUGUGUAUAGUUUGCACACUUGGAUCACACAGGGUGUCGUCGACAAAAUAGCUCUCGUGGUGCAUAAUAAGGAGAACGUAGCAGUGGAAAAGUUCAUCUUUAAACUGCAAGUGGAUCUUUCUUUCGAGGGGGAGUUUCGGUUAAAUGACUUGGAGCCGGAUCUGCGAGCGUUUUUUAUGAAGAUUGGCGCUUCUCGUCAUUUGUUGCUACCUCUACCUCCAGAUUGCUCUUGGGAGCUAGUUGCGUAUUCAAAGCAGAUGCAAACUACUGAAAGCAGCGGUGAUCUUGCCUGGAUUCCCACGGAAAUUGGGGCUUGGGCGCAUCCACCCCUCAUCACGCCCAUCAAAUCGAUGAAAAGUCAGUUUCUCAACGUACAACUCUAUGUAGAACAACCGAAAGUGUGAGCGGAAUACUUCUACACAAGCUCCUUUAACUCGCGACACGUUGUAGUCAUGAACAGAAACAACAGCUGCUUAGGAUGGUGCCUUGACUUUCUUGUCAACACGCAAGGAAGUCGAAGAACAAGCUGAAGCAAUGGCGCUUCGUAUCCAAGGCUGGAACCCGGCGGCUCACUUUCCCGUGAAGAGCCAUCUUGCGAGAUUUCAACGAAGCAAAAAAUUGUUUCUCCCGUGCGAGAAGAGGGAAAAAUCCCCGCAAGAGUACCUCAAACAGGUGGAUCGUGUUAUAAGGAUCACAUUCCAGGAGCCUGCUCGUGCGCAGCACAUUGAAGGAUCACUCUGGCGAGCUCGGUUGAUAACUGUUUCAGUUUUUUCUAUGUCAGCUACACCCGUCUGUGAUUUCAAGGUGGAUUUUGACGAAGCCUUGCAACUUCUUAAGAUCCAGUCGCAACAGUUGUACGUCAAGCUCCAUGGAGGCCCCGAUCUCGACAUAAACUUCUCGCUUCAAGGAGAGCUCCGCGUAGUAAAACAGCGCCAAAGGUAUGGAGCUUUACUUCCCAGGACAGAUGAAGGAGAAGAGCCACAUUCUUUUGAGGGAUUUCUAACACUGGCUCUGGCGAUUGACUUGCCGUCGAUCCUCCCGCAUCAAGCAGUGAAGCUCGCCGGCGAUGUGGCAAUGGAGACAAUCCUGGCAAGCCUGGAGCGAGAUCUAUCCAAAGGAAUCGUCCAAGACUAUAACUCUUGGUGCCACGAAGAAGAUGAUGUAAUAAGAAAGCUUUAACCGCCAAUAAACCCGGUACCGCAUCUGACA
Selaginella moellendorffii is the source of this 1403-nucleotide messenger RNA. RefSeq names its product DNA polymerase zeta processivity subunit. The transcript is spliced from 8 exons. Lineage: Eukaryota; Viridiplantae; Streptophyta; Lycopodiopsida; Selaginellales; Selaginellaceae. The coding region runs from base 23 to 598 and encodes 191 amino acids. Gene Ontology annotation, cellular component: zeta DNA polymerase complex. The record is from RefSeq and is a predicted model, not a curated record.